AUGUCAUCUAUCUCAAAACGAGGUAGAUCAGAUUAUUUCAAUAGGACAACGCCACCACCAUCAUCAAGUGUUAGUGACACCGAACAUUUAUUACAACCAAAAAAUAAUGAAUUACCUCAGUAUUAUAGUAAAGAUAGAUAUGUUGGUCGAGGUGUUGGUAUAAGGAAUGGAGAAAUAGGUGGUGGAGAACUUUAUUUUAAUAAUCCAUUUUUAUUACACCAAAAUUUAAUAAUGCGAGAACGAUUUAUAAGGCGAACCUUAAGUUUUAUUAUAUUAGCAUUGAUAAUUAUCUUCUUGACUUACGUUUGGUUUUCACCUCUUGGUACAUUACGAUAUUCUAAUCAUCAUCAUCAUCAUCAUCAUGAUCCCUCUCCUCCUUCCUCACCUCAACAUGAUAAUAAAAAUAACAAUGAUCGAUAUAGACAAUAUUAUAAUUACAAUCCUUAUCAUCAUCAAUCUUCAAAUGAAGAAAUACAUCUCUAUCGAAUCCUUGGAAAUGAUUUACCUCCUCGUCAUAAACCGGGUCAAGUCUUACAAAAUUUAAGAUUUGUAUUAGAAAAUGAAUCCCAUUUUUAUAAUACCAAGAAAUGGUGGAUAUUAAAUAGGAUAGUAGAUUCCGAUUAUGAGGAUGCAAUUUUGGCUUUGUUGAGACGUCAUAAUCAAGAUUAUAUUAGAAUACCUUUCGAAGAGGAAGAAUAUUUAAAACGAGAUUUUAGAUUAGAAGAUUUUCCGGAACCCGAUUUCUUUCAUUCUUAUGAAUAUAUGAAUUUUUCUAAAGUUGCUAAAUUGAGAACAAUUGAUUUUACUUACCAUUAUAAAAAUCUUUACGCCAUGAAUAAUAAUGCCGGAAGAAAUGCAGCCUUACAACAUGGUCAAUCACAACCUAAUGCCAAAUGGAUAAUGCCAUUUGAUGGAAAUUGUUUUUUGACAGUGAAUGGAUUUAAAGAAAUUAUACAACAACUUGAGAAAUGGGGUAAAGAUUAUAAAUAUUUCGUCGUACCAAUGACAAGAUUAUUAAAUAAUACGCACUUAUUGGUGGAACCGGAUAAGAAACCUCCUACUCCUGAAGAAAAAUAUAAUGAAGACAUGCGUUAUGGUAGAAGAUCAAAGUUGGAAAUGUUAUGGAGAUUGGGUGUCGAAACUUCACCAUUCAACCGUUUACUUGCCAUUCAAGAUUUUUUAGAUGGAAUAGAUGAACGAAUUGCUCGUAUCAAUCAAGGAUUUGAUUCCAACCGUUUAUCCUUAUAUAAUGAAAAAUUACUUAAUGCGGCUAGAUUAGAUUAUUGGUCUGGUAACCCGGAGAUAGAAAAAAUUGUUAAUAUCAUGAUCGAGAAAGCCAAUGGAAUAUCUCUUUAUAUAUCAAAAUUAUAUAAAAAAUCAGAUAAUUCACCAUUUCAUAUAAAAAAUGAUUUAUUACCCGAAGGAUUUCAACGUGAUGUAUUUGGUCAAUACAUUUUUAAUUCACCAAUUUCAAUACCAAAUGUUUCGACUUCAUUAUUAUUUGAAAACAUCACAACUUUAACUUUAGCUUAUCAUUUUUCUGGUGACAGUCAAUAUUCUCUUUGGGCGGCAAAUUUAAUUCGUACAUUUAUUCUUUCAUCUUAUGGAGUUAGUGAACAAGAUGAACUUACGGUAACAUCUUAUAAAGAUGAUUUGGAUGCUGUAAAUGAUGAAGGUUAUGGUUUUCCACAUUUAAAUAAAAUUCCCAGGAUGAUACCAAAAUUUUUUGAGAAACCACCACAAAAAAAUAAUAAUGAAUCAUCAACGUUAUUAUUCCCUUAUGAUUUAAUUGAUACGGAUCCUAGUCAUUUUCUUGAUGCUUGUCGAUUACUUUAUAAAUCAAAUACUUUAACUCAUAAAGAAUAUAUUGAUUUACAACAAUUCGCUUCAAGGUGGUUAGAAUAUUUAAUUAAUUCACCGGAAGGUAUAUCUCGAGCUCGUAGACCGGAUCAUCAAGGAACUCUUUAUGAUUUACAAGUUCUUUCAUUAUCCGGGUUUACUAAUGAUGUGAGACUUUAUCUUCGAAUAUCAAAUCGUUUAAGGAUGCGAAUUGGAAAACAAUUUCAUAUAUCCAAUGAUGUUUCAUCAUUACCUACAAAAAUAUCUCAACCUUAUGAAUCAAUUUACGUUAAUAAACAAUUCGAAAAGAUCAAAGGUUAUAAGAUUGAUGAAUCAAAAAUAAAGGAAGAUUUCUUAAUUUAUGAAAAUGAAAAAUUCAAAUAUUCCAAUUUAAAUUUACAAUAUUGGAUGUUAAUCACGAGAGUAAUUCAAAAUGCUGAAAUUGGUAAUGACCUUUGGAAUUAUAAAUCGAAAAAAGUAUUGAGAUUUUCGAAAAUUGUGAUGGAACAUUUAAAUGAAUUUUCAAAUCGAAAUAGUAAAUUUGAAUACUUUAGUAACCUUAAUUAUAAUGAUGAUCAUAUUAGUAAUAGUAAUCAUAAUAGUUCUAAGAAUGUAGAUAUAAUCGAAGAGAAUCACGUAAUGGAAAUCAUGGAUAUGAAUGAUAUAUUAAAACCAUUGGUUUAUAAAGCUCAAGCAGCACAUGAGUGUAAUGAUAAAAAGUUAGGAAUUUCACAUGAAUAUGGUGACGAACAUGAUUAUUUUCGACAAUAUUUAAAUAAAUUUAGUGAUAAAAUUGAUCUAGCGAAAGGAACUACCGGCAGUAGUGAUCCGGGUAAUGUCAUCGCGACGGAAAAAUUGAAAAGAGACAAAUUAGAUUUGCAGUUGGGAUUAGGCAAGAAAUCAAGAGAAUGGGGCAUACCACCAUUUUGGAUGUUUGGAAUUGCUUAA
Molecule: messenger RNA, 2787 nt
Organism: Diversispora eburnea
Lineage: Eukaryota; Fungi; Glomeromycota; Glomeromycetes; Diversisporales; Diversisporaceae
Source: the annotation of a GenBank genome assembly